AAGGCUCCCUCCGGGAUGGGAGCAAAGGCAGAGGCUGCUGCAUCUGUGGAGGGUCUCCAUCCUCCAGGUUGUCCCAAAGGCGCUUUUUCCGAAGGGCAACAGGACUUUCUUGGGGAUUUUUCCCCCCUUUCGCUUCUCAUCCAAGAACUGAAUGAGUUGAAUGAGAAGCAAAACCUUUUCAAAGAAAACCAAAGCAGAAAACCUUCUGCAAAAGCCCCUUUGGGGCAAAGCUGCCUCGGAGCUCCGAGCGAAGGUGGGUCGAGCGAUUCCCGCUUCUGUGCCCCACCUGGGAGGGGAAAGGCGGCCGGGAGGACCGAGCCCCCCCCCCCUCGGCACCUGGGACCGGCGCGCACCUUGGCACAGCCACAGGGAGGCGUGGCGGCUUCCCGGAACGGCCGGCCCCGUCCUGCAAGGGGGAAGCGCAGGCCGGGCUCCGCGGGGCGACGCUGCACGGCCCGAGAGCCCCUCCCUCUCCCUUCCCAGGCCUCCCCCGCCCCAGUCCAGCGCAGUGGUUCCUCCCCGCGCAUGCCAGUUGCUCCUCCGGAGAAGGGAGCAGCCCUUUUCGCCAUGAGCGCCGAGGACGAGCAGAAGCGGCGCUUGAUCCGCGAACGGAUUCGGGAUUUCCCGGACUUUCCGUCGGCCGGGGUCCUUUUCCGGGACAUCAGCCCCAUGUUGAAGGACCCCGUGGCAUUCAAAGCUGCGAUCGACCUGCUGGAAUCCUACAUCCGGGCCUCCCACAAGAACAUUGACUACAUUGCAGGCCUCGAUUCCCGCGGCUUCCUCUUUGGGCCAGUUUUGGCCCAGAGGUUGGGGGUUGGAUUCCUGCUCAUCCGCAAGAAAGGGAAGCUCCCGGGAGCCACUGAAUCCAUCUCCUACGCACUGGAAUAUGGCAAGGCGGAACUGGAAGUCCAGAAGGACGCGGUGGAGCCAGGACAGAAAGUCAUCAUAGUGGACGAUCUGCUGGCAACGGGAGGUACCAUGCGAGCCGCCUGCGAGCUGAUGACAAAGCUGCAGGCUAACAUCUUAGACUGCCUGGUGCUCAUUGAGCUCUCCUUCCUCAAAGGUGUAGAGGCCCUGAAGCCUUUUCCCCUCUACUCACUCUUGCAAUACCACUGAUGCCUUGGGUUAGUCCUCCCGUCGUCGGCUCCAUCCUCCAAUUUCCCAGUCCUGAACUUCCCAAGGGAGGGGGGAACUGCAUGCUGACCAAACCUUAAGCAAUCCGGAAAGUGCUGGGAGUAGUUCCUUACGAUUUGAAACCUGAACCAAGGGCAGCCAAAGAUCUUUGGCAAUAGAGCCGCACUGUUUGUAGCUGGGGCACGUGUGGAUCUGUUCCAAGGAAGGAUGAUGUGGGCUCUGAUGCUCAUCUCAAAUGCAUCAGUGUUCCCUGCCAGAAGCUAGAGGGAAAUAAGAUGGGCCCACUGCCUCCAGAGCGCCAGAUUGCUGGGUGGGUCUUAAGCAACCCAACUGCAAAACCAUUUGACUUCACUCUUAAUCCCACUCACGGAGCUCAGUCCUGCGAAUGUUCCUGGCAAUCCCACUUUGAUAAGGCCAGCUGGAGUAGAAGCUGUACAUGUCCGCCUGCAUAGUUUGGAUUACUUGUUGGGCAAGGAUGUGCUUUUUCCUAGCUGCCCUGCAAGGGGAGAGUUCUGUUUUGUGACUAGAGGGCUCCUUAUCUUGCUACCCUAGAAAUCACUGGAAGGACGGACGCCUGUAAAACUAUUUGCUAUUAAAGACACGCUGCUCUUG
Molecule: messenger RNA, 1746 nt
Organism: Ahaetulla prasina
Lineage: Eukaryota; Metazoa; Chordata; Lepidosauria; Squamata; Colubridae
Gene: APRT
Product: adenine phosphoribosyltransferase
Exons: 5
Coding region: 16-1116 (366 amino acids)
Biological process (GO): AMP salvage; adenine salvage
Cellular component (GO): cytoplasm
Molecular function (GO): adenine phosphoribosyltransferase activity; adenine binding; AMP binding
Source: RefSeq, a predicted model, not a curated record